This is a messenger RNA of Drosophila rhopaloa, 3101 nucleotides long. It is a transcript of the gene Afg3l2, whose product is annotated as AFG3-like protein 2. Gene Ontology annotation, molecular function: zinc ion binding; ATP hydrolysis activity; ATP-dependent peptidase activity. Gene Ontology annotation, biological process: mitochondrial protein processing; protein-containing complex assembly. Gene Ontology annotation, cellular component: m-AAA complex; membrane. NCBI's taxonomy places the organism in Eukaryota, Metazoa, Arthropoda, Insecta, Diptera, Drosophilidae. The record is from RefSeq and is a predicted model, not a curated record.
CAACCCUAUUUCACAAUCGCGCACCGCUCCGCGUAAUAAUAAGAACGUUUUCACCCAAUUCAUUCGCGAGGCCAAACUGUAUCGAGAAAAUUCCAAAACGAGGCGGCGACUUUCGGUUUCAGUUUGAAAAAACCCAGUAUUGUAUUUCCGGGCCAAAUUGUGUCAGUGUGAAAGGUUCGGAGGCGGUGGCCACGCAAUCCGGGCGACCGAUCGUUGGGUAACCUAGCGAAGACCGAGAAAACAGCCGUUGUCAUGGCAUUCCGGCUGUUUGGCACGGCCAAAACGAUGGCCGGAAUGAUGCGGCGCAACUAUACGGCGGGUUCGCUGCCGGGAAAGGUGCAACGCACGUCCACGGGAGCCACUGGCGCCGGGGUCUAUAUAUUGCCCGCGGAGCUAUCACCGCUCCUCCAGUACAUCGUCAAACAGAUCCAGCUGCUCUGCAAGAAACCGCCGAAGGGUUUCGAGAAGUACUUCGAGGCCGGCGGCAAGUCCUCUGCCCAACCGAAAGGAGCCGCCGGCGACAAGAAGCCGCCUUCGGGAACCAGCAAAUCCGCCUCGGAAAAGCCCAGCACAUCCUCAUCCGCCUCGGCCAAGCCCGCCCGAUCCCAGGCGGAGUCGAAGUCGGACUGGAAUUUCGGCAUGUUCAGCAACAGUUCGAGAGGACCGGCGGGACGGGCCAACACGCCGGGCGGAAGGCCGCUGGGCGAGAGCGGCGGAGGUGGGGACAGGGAGCGGUGGAUCCUCCUUGGCGCCAUCGGAGCCGUCGUCCUGGUCGGCUCGUUCGCCUUCUUCGAGAUGGGCUACAAGGAGAUCUCCUGGAAGGAGUUCGUCAACAGUUACCUGUCCAAGGGCGUGGUGGAGAAGCUGGAGGUGGUCAACAAGAAGUGGGUGCGCGUGCGUCUUCAGCAGAACAGCAACAGCAGCGGCGGCGUCUUGUGGUUCAACAUCGGCAGUGUGGAUAGCUUUGAGCGGAACCUGGAGGCAGCCCAGUCGGAGCAGGGGACGGAGUCUAUCAACUUUGUGCCCGUGAUCUAUCGCAAUGAAGUGGAGGCCGCCAGUUUGACCGGUCUGCUGCCCACGCUGCUCAUCAUCGGCUUCUUGGUCUACAUGAUGCGCAAGUCGGCGGACAUGAUGGGCGGCGGUCGAGGACGCAAAGGGGGUGGCCUCUUUGGCGGCGUAAUGCAGUCCACCGCCAAGCUGACCAAUCCCACAGAGAUUGGCGUGGGUUUCAAAGAUGUGGCUGGCUGCGAGGAGGCUAAGAUCGAGAUCAUGGAGUUCGUUAACUUCCUGAAGAACCCGCAGCAGUACAUCGAUCUGGGCGCCAAGAUACCAAAGGGGGCCAUGCUAACGGGCCCACCCGGCACGGGUAAAACGCUCCUGGCCAAGGCCACCGCCGGCGAGGCGAAUGUGCCCUUCAUCACCGUGUCCGGAUCCGAGUUCCUCGAAAUGUUCGUGGGCGUUGGUCCAUCGCGAGUGCGUGACAUGUUCGCCAUGGCCCGCAAGCACGCUCCCUGCAUCCUUUUCAUCGAUGAGAUUGACGCUGUGGGUAGGAAGCGUGGUGGCAAGACGUUCGGCGGUCACUCGGAGCAGGAGAAUACCCUCAACCAACUUCUGGUUGAGAUGGACGGCUUCAAUACCACAACGAAUGUGGUGGUGCUGGCAGCCACCAAUCGUGUGGAUAUUCUGGACAAGGCUCUCAUGCGACCGGGUCGUUUUGAUCGUCAGAUUUAUGUUCCAGCGCCUGAUAUCAAGGGCAGGGCGAGCAUCUUUAAGGUGCAUCUGGGGAACCUGAAGACAACGCUGGACAAGAAUGAUUUGAGCAGGAAGAUGGCGGCUCUAACGCCGGGUUUCACUGGCGCCGACAUAGCCAAUGUGUGUAAUGAAGCUGCCCUGAUUGCCGCCCGCGACUCCAAGGAUUCGAUUGUCCUCAAGCACUUUGAGCAGGCGAUUGAGCGUGUCAUCGCUGGCAUGGAGAAGAAGACCAAUGUCCUGGCACCGGAGGAAAAGCGAACGGUGGCGCAUCACGAGGCUGGUCAUGCGGUGGCUGGAUGGUUCUUGGAGCACGCCGAUCCCCUGCUCAAAGUGUCGAUCAUCCCGCGCGGCAAGGGUUUGGGCUAUGCCCAGUAUCUGCCCAAGGAUCACUAUUUGCUGUCCAAGGAGCAGCUGUUCGAUCGCAUGUGCAUGACCCUCGGUGGCCGCGUGGCCGAAGAGCUGUUCUUCAAUCGAAUCACCACCGGUGCCCAGGAUGAUCUGAAGAAAAUCACCGAUAUUGCCUACUCCCAGGUCGUGCGUUUCGGCAUGAACGAAAAGGUCGGACAAGUUAGCUUCGAUGUGGGGCAGGCUGGCGAUCCGGUGUUCAGCAAGCCCUACUCCGAGGACACUGCCCAAAUGAUUGACGGCGAGGUGAGGUCGAUCAUCAAAUGCGCCCACGAGGCCACCACCAGUCUGUUGACCAAGCACAAGGAGGAUGUGCAAAAGGUGGCGGAAAGGUUGCUCCAAAACGAGGUGCUCAGCCGGGAUGAUAUGAUCGAGCUGCUGGGACCCAGACCCUUCAAGGAGAAGUCCACCUACGAGGAGUUCGUCGAAGGAACCGGCUCCUUUGAGGAGGACACCUCUCUGCCCGAAGGCCUCAAGAGCUGGAACAAGGAAAAGGAGCGCCCAGAGCCUCUGGACGCCGGCAGCACGCCCACUUCGCCGCCCACCAAGCCCGUUACUGCCCAGAGCAGUUAGACUAGGACCUUCGAUGUCUUGGUGGAUGGGGAGUUUCCGAAUGUUAGUUCGAGGUUGCCGACAUCUCUUUGUUUUUGUUGUAAUCCCCAAUCACGAACCGCAGAAAGCCCCGAACUGUGGCACAAACGAGAGGGCUCAAGGAGUUCCUGGACCUCCAGGAGUUCCAGUUCUCCACGACGCGUUCAUCAUUGUUUUUGCAUAAUUUUAAGAUAGUCCCCAUGGAUACCUCGUUCCAGUGUUGAGCACAUAAGCGCUAGCCUGUACUAAAUUUCCCGUAUUCCGUAUUUUCACAAUGUAAUAGGAAUGGAUAAAACCUGUCAGUGUGGGAAAACGAAAUUAAACGAUGUUUUGAAGUCGAUAAAUAAUUAAAA